AUGGUAAUGAACCAUAGUUCAGGAAAGUCUUAUACCUUAAACGCCUUACCGCUGAGUUAUUCUCAUCAAAAUAUAACAAUAACAGGAUUUAAUCUCACAGGACUAAAUUAUGAGAGAGAGUGUGGAGAUAUCUUUAAAUACCCCAAAGCCACAGAACGUGAUGUGAUACUAUUUUCUUAUGGACAUACAAGAAAAUGGAAACACAAUAAGAAGGAUAUGAGGUUUGCCUUUUCUUUGGUAAGAAAAGUAUUACCUAAAGUUACGUUAGUAAUGUUAACUAUGGGAGACGUGCCACAAGAUUUUAUACAAUUAAUGACUGAAUUUAAUGUAACUAUGGUUCCAUCUCCAAAACAAUAUUUAAAAGGAUGGAAUUGUGUUAACGCAAGAAUUCCAUUGAGUUUAGAAUAUCUUAAACAACACCAAAGUGAUAUUGACCGAGUUGCAUGGUCAGACACUCGUGACGUUUUUUAUUUUAAUGACAUUUUUGCAACAAUAGGGAUGAAUGAUUUAGUGUGGAUGAGUGAAUGUGUUUCACCUACUGACUGCUUUAGACAUUCAACAACAGGACAAAAGUUACACUUUUAUUGGAUGUGGUGGUUUUACGGAAGAGAUGAAGCAUUCAAACUAACACAGUAUAACACCCCUACUUUAAACGGAGGUUUUGGUAUUGGAGGUGUUUCAAGAAUGAUUCAAUUAUUAACAAAAUUAAAUCAAGAAAUGGAUCCUAAAUUUACUUUUCAAUGGGGGUAUGACCAAACGCUAUUGAAUUAUCUUUAUUAUAAAGGAGAAUUAAUAGACGUUGGUCUAGACGUUGACAGGUGUACACAAAGAAUGUGUUUUGCAAAUAAGUUAAAUAUCGUUGGAAAUGGAAAGAGCACAACAUUUUCUAUGAAAGGGUCUUCUUGCGCACCAGUUUUACUUCACAAGGGAUUACCCUCUCGGUUAAUGGAAAUGACCAUAACAUAUAGGUAA
Molecule: messenger RNA, 972 nt
Organism: Entamoeba histolytica HM-1:IMSS
Lineage: Eukaryota; Evosea; Mastigamoebida; Endamoebidae
Exons: 1
Coding region: 1-972 (323 amino acids)
Source: RefSeq, a predicted model, not a curated record